Molecule: messenger RNA, 2216 nt
Organism: Rhagoletis pomonella (apple maggot)
Lineage: Eukaryota; Metazoa; Arthropoda; Insecta; Diptera; Tephritidae
Exons: 2
Coding region: 675-2000 (441 amino acids)
Source: RefSeq, a predicted model, not a curated record
UAUGCUUUGCGUGUCUGAGACACUUUUACCACAAAAAAUAACAAACGCUAACAAUAGAACUGGUCUGUUGGUCGCUAAGGAGUAGUGAGUUCGCUGGAGCAUAGGAGAGAAGGGAAGUGUAGUGGUAAACAUAAGCGCAACCAGACAGGAAUCACGCCGGCAACAUAAGCAGAUAUGUUUAGCUGGCUGUUCUGCUUGGUAGCGGUUCAAGCAGGCGAAGUGCGGCCUGGCAUUGGAUUCAAAAGAAGAAGGAAAUGACGAAGCAGUUGAAGACGAGCAGCAUUUGAUGUGUCACACUUUUUCAUGUUGACGUUGCGACGCAGUGAGGCAGUUUGUUUGAUGUGCAGGGUUGACAGGCUGGUUGCCGCUUGUUCGAAUGCCUGCAGGACGAAAAUUUUGUCUUGGAAUUUUAUUUGGCGCAUGAACAAUGUCAAAGGAAUGGUGACAGUGAGACCGCCGGAAUAUUGUUAAAUGUUUUAGUCGUUGCACGGAAGUCAAUUUGAGUCGAACUCUUUGAAGAGAAAACGCUUACGAACUCUGUUAGCUCACAAGACAACGCGUGCAAAAGUUUUUUUUUUAGUUGUUUUUUCCUUACAUAUUUGACAAAACUACUUAGCAAGUUAAUGGGCACAUGAAUAAUCAUUAUAAUCAUUGUAUAAAUUAAAAGUUUCAACAUGGAAAUGCUGAAAGCACCCACGAUUUGGGAAUCUGCCAGUCGUCCGCUUUUCGUGCGUUCCACUUGGUUGGAGGCGCCGAAAACAGGUCGCGCGGGUCCGCAACGUCACUUCAUAUUGGACUACGAGCCGAACCAGCGUCGUGUGUACUCAAAAUCGGCUGUGAGCGGUAGCAGAAAUAAGGCGCAUGCCACUCUACAACAUUCGUAUUCAUACGACUUCGCAAGCGAUUGGCAAAAUCAUAGACAGUGCGGUUUUUCAGAAGACUCUACCACAGAUUUGCUGCUAAUAGUGCCAGCUAAAGUCGAACCAUCACCGGCCACCACAGCGUUGACAAUUUCAGCGCAACAAACGCAGCAGAAAUUCACAGCAAAAUCAUUGACUGCCUCUUCUAGGACCCAUCAAAAGCGUGCAACGCUCUUCUUUAGCAACCACGCGGUACGUCGUGGACCACUUCACGAACUUUACGAGCUGUAUUCCCGUCACAGUUCACUCCAAGAUCUACAAUCGACACUUUCGCAAGCGAAUUCGCACGCGGAUGAGCGUUUGGCGGAGCGUGUGCUCAAUUGGUUGGAUUUGGCUGGCAAGCGUGUCGAUACACAACAAGCUCAACCCAUAGACACCAUUGAUAUGGUGAAGCGCCCAAAAAAGUCGUACGUAAAGCUGAUGCCAUCGCAAGCGCCACCGGGGCCUAAUGAAAUUAGCAAAAAGGGGAUGCGCAUUGCCAACACACAAACGCAAGCGUCUGCACCGCCGCCACCUGCUGUCCCAUCACGUUCCCGUAAAAAUAUGCGCAACGCUACGAGUGGAAUACGUGCGGAACAAAGUCCUUGCGUUACCGCCACCGCCAACCAACCGGCUGCUCACUCGCGACCCUCAGACCCCGUUAAGCACAUCACAAUCAUAUUCGAUCGUGAAGGCGUGCCCGUGCGUUUCAAUCGCCCUGUGCGCAAUAUUGAUUUAUGUACGCUCAGCACCAGUCCGGCGACUGUACGUCGGCUAGCGGGACCGUUAGCAUCUGCUCGCCUAUACUCUGAGGCGGAAAAGUGUGUAGCCAAUCAAGCACCACCAACAACAACAAAAGCUAAGCCUCCGAAACCGCGAACAUCCGAUAUGGAAUAUGGCACAUUUGGUACGAAAGCGUCACACAAGCGACCACACGAUACGGGAGUCUUCGAUGCCAAAAAACAGCUGCACAUAUUUAUGCCGAGCCUGCCGAAGAAGGGUCUGUUAACGGCUGUAGGCCCGAAUGUCAGUGGUUGCGGUAGUGUGGACGAUACACUAAGUGGGCUGAGCAAUACGUUCAGUGAACUUUGUAAAAUUUAAGGCAUAAGUAGUAGUGAAUACCAAAGAGAUGUGUGAAGGCUAUGUUCAAUAAAAUGUGCGCCUAACAAAAGUCAAAUUUUUGGAAGUUUUUUAAAUGUAAAAUUGAAAGCAGGUGAAAGAAAAACUGGCACGGUUAGCUUGGUUGAUCAGAAAGACCAUUAGUUGGUUAUUUGUGUUAGCAAGAAAGUGGUUGCCUGGGCUUAAACUCUAGUAAUA